UUCCAGACUAAAACCAAAAGGUGAGACCGAGAGCAGUCGUCGAAAUCGUUCGGUAGUGGUUAUCUUCCCCCCGUAGUCCGAUUUCCUGUGGUCGCGGUCCGGAGAACAAAAAAGAAUUCGAAUUCCAGGAGAAAUCGGAAAAUUUUAAUCGAAUUUGCAUUAUUUCUGUUCUCGGAGCAAUAGUUGCAAAAAGCAUGUCGGCCGAACAAGUGAUCGAUUUGGUGACUGACGAAAACGACGAUGUGAUUGUGAUUGACGACGAUAGUCCCAAGUCCAGCAUCUCGGAAGAUUGUUCGAUGGAUGCUGCCAGCACAGAACGGAUGGCCGAACCACCGGUGGAACAGAAACCAUUCGCUUCGCAGGAACCCAUCUCAGUGGACAUGGACAUUGAGGAAGUCAUUCCGAUCCCGAUCAGCAACCAAACCCUGGCCGAGGAGAAGAAGAACGCUGGCAACGACCUGUACAAGAUCAAACGGUACGAUGCAGCACUACAGCUAUACACGGAGGCGAUCAACCUCUGCCCGGAAACUCCGGCUUACUACGGGAACCGGGCCGCUACCUACAUGAUGCUCGGCGACUACAAGGCCGCCCUCAAGGAUGCCAAGCAGUCGGUCCAGAUCGAUGGCUUCUUCGAGAAGGGCUACAUGCGCAUCGCCAAAUGCUCCCUGCUAAUGGGUGAUCUUAUUGGUACCGAGCAGGCGAUAAAGAAAUUCCUAGAGUUGGACCCAUCCAACCAAGCACUGAAGCCAGAGCUAAUUAGUCUGAAGCAGCUGCGCGAUCUCAACGAGAAAGCUGCCAAUUGCUACGACAAACAGGACUACCGGACAUGCUUGUACCACUGUGAUAAUGCCAUCAAGAUCGCCCCUGCCAGCAUACACUACAAACUGUUGAAAGCGGAAUGCUUGGCUUUGCUGGAGCGCUUCGACGAAGCGGGCGACAUUGCCAUUAGCAUAAUGCAAUCCAAUUCGACCAAUGCGGACGCGAUCUAUGUGCGUGGAUUGACGCUCUAUUACAGUGAUAAUUUGGAUAAAGGUCUGCUACACUUUGAGCGAGCAUUACAGCUUGAUCCGGAUCACAAGAAAGCUAAAAUAAUGAGAAUCAAGGCCAAGCAGCUGAAGGAACGCAAGGAGAGGGGUAAUGAGCUUUUCAAGAGUGGAAAGUUUAAAGAUGCUCAACUUGUCUACACGGAAGCGCUGGCACUUGACCCACUUAACAAGGACAUCAACAGUAAAUUAUACUACAACCGCGCAUUAGUGAAUUCCAAACUCGGAAACAUUAGAGAAGCCAUCACCGAUUGCACCUGCGCGUUAGACAUCAAUGAAAAGUACAUGAAAGCACUGCUUCAGAGGGCAAGACUUCAUUACAAUUUGGAGAACUUUGAAGAAUGCGUCAAGGAUUACGAAAAAGCACUAAAGUUUGAGAAAACGAUGGAAAUAAAGAAUCUUCUUAAGGACGCUAAACUGCAGUUGAAAAAGUCGAAGCGAAAGGACUACUAUAAGAUUUUGGGAAUUGGCAAGCAGGCCUCCGAAGAAGAGAUUAAGAAAGCAUACCGCAAACGAGCUCUCGUUCACCAUCCCGAUCGUCACGCAAACUCGACGGAUGAGGAAAAGAAAGAACAGGAGCGCAAGUUCAAGGAAGUCGGCGAAGCGUACACGGUUCUCUCUGAUCCGGUCAAAAAAUCCCGGUAUGACAACGGUUAUGACAUUGAAGAUCUGGAUCAGUCAGAUGUUGACCCACAGCAAAUGUUCCGACAGUUCUUCCAGUUCCCCGGUGGUGAUCCCAACUUUGGUGGAGGCUUCGGCGGCGGUGGCAGCAAUUUCUCCUUCCGAUUCGGUUAAGUUGCAUCACAAUCCGAUAGGAGUAAUUUUUAGAAACUUAAUCGGCUAAAUUUUCAAGUUAAGCAAAAGUAGUUCCCGUACGUUAGUGUCGAUAGUGUAAAGUUAUAUUUUUAAGACCAUGCAUGACGAAAAUGCGGAAGCAGGGUAAAUAAAUGUCGGGAAAGGAGAGCGUUCUGGUAUCGUCUCUCUUUCAGUUUUCAAUUGCAGCAGAGCAGAGCUUUCCAUAGUGAUUUUUGCGAUUCCAUUGAGUGCAAUCUUUGCGGCCCUCCAAAUGUUCUCCUGUUAGAGCUCAUCGGAUUAUCGAUUUUGCAAACCAUAAAUAACAGUACGAUUCAAUCAUGUUAAAGUGAAUAAUCCAGAUUAACUAGCUGUUCCUGCAAAUUUGAAGAAAAAAACUUGUACUCUCAGUUUA
This is a messenger RNA of Aedes aegypti (yellow fever mosquito), 2250 nucleotides long. It is a transcript of the gene Tpr2, whose product is annotated as dnaJ homolog subfamily C member 7. Gene Ontology annotation, molecular function: protein binding. The transcript is spliced from 4 exons. Lineage: Eukaryota; Metazoa; Arthropoda; Insecta; Diptera; Culicidae. The coding region runs from base 195 to 1838 and encodes 547 amino acids. The record is from RefSeq and is a predicted model, not a curated record.